This is a messenger RNA of Cuscuta campestris, 4584 nucleotides long. Lineage: Eukaryota; Viridiplantae; Streptophyta; Magnoliopsida; Solanales; Convolvulaceae. The record is from the annotation of a GenBank genome assembly.
AUCAGACAUUUGCCUCUGAAUAGUUAAGCAAUAUACUAGCUCUUAAUGGUUCAGACCUCUUACUGGUUCAGCACUUAAUGGUUCAGACCUCUUACUGCUUCAGCACUUACCGAUUCAAGAGUUGCUAAACAGCCCCUUAGGCUCCAUUUGGCAUCAGCGUUAAAAGUUAGCAUUAACGAUUUAAAAGGUUAUCUGAUGGUAGAUUUUAGCGUCAACGUUUUUACAAUUAAUAUACAUAAUUAAAAUUUUAUCAAAAAAUACUAAUGCUAAUCGAAAACAAAUUAAUAUAUGACCAUAAUAUUUCAAUGACAUGUAAAUUUAGCAUUACCCUUAGAUCAAAUUAUUUGUGCAUCAAAUAAAGAGUAGUGUACAUGUUUUUAGUCAUUAUUUUGGGGAAGAGAGCAUGUUCGAGAAACCUUAAAAUCCUUUUCUUUCAAUCGUGCGUUUUCUUAUUUUUGGGUUCUGUUGGAGGGCAUUAUUCCCGUCUCUAACCUUUUUCUAGGUUAUCUUCUCUGAAUUUUCUCCAGGAAAUUAACCAGACAGGGUCAAACACACUCGCGCAGAAGCCAAAUGAGAAAGAAUCGCAUUCUCUUGAAAGUUAAAUUCGGUAAUCGUUGCUUGAAGGAUGUUCUUCCUCUUGUUGAUAAUGGCAAUGAAUUGCAUUCUUCGUCCGGCAAAGAACCGCCCAAAGUUUCCGACGCCAUUGAUGCCGACUUUACUACAGCUGUGGAUAUUGAUGGGCUCAAUGGAUGCUCCGGCAACUCUGUGAUUGUUUCCGAUGUUUCUGUUUCGAAUAUAUGCACAGCAGGAAACUCUAUUGCUGAAAGUAUGAGUAGAACAUCUCUGGAUGACCAUAUGGAGUCGCCGGCCCAGACAGAUCUCGAGAAAUUGCGAACGCCUGUUGAUAAAAGUUGCUCCGGUCCCGGAACUUCGCCGGAUUCGGAAGUGAUAGAUGCCGUUUCUGGGGCUCCCAUUAGUCUAAAAGGUAUUAAAGACUCGCAUGAUAUAGUAGUUUCAGACCCAGCUUGUUUUUCUUCUAGAGAUGCUUCAAGUGCCCUACAAAAGGGCCUUAAAAAUAAGAAGAAAAAAGACCGGCCAAAAGGAAAAGAGAGGAUGGAGAAAAUGUCAGGUUCAUGUGCAAAGGGUUUGUUGAGUAGUUUGGAAACUCUGAAUGAUGAUGAAUUGGUUCCUAAGGGAUCUGGUGAUACUUCUGCUUUAACUACUACUGUAAAUAUUUCUGGCAAUGUUGAUACCAAUGAGUUUCAGUCUGAGGGGACUUCACUUUCACCAAAAUUGGAUGACUAUGGAAAUUCAAAUGCAUUUUCAGAGGUUGGACUCGGCAAGAGGGUCAAUCCUUCUAAUUUCCAUAAUAUUGUGUCACGAGAUUCACCAAUGACAGAUGGUUCACUUUCUUCUCUGGGCAUGCUCAAAACGCCAGAAAGUACAAGAUAUCAGGGAGUUGGAAACAGCCAGCCCGAAAUCUGCAGUUCAUCACCAAAGAGAGAACAUGCUUCUAAAAGGAAGGGAAACAAGGAAAAGAAAGUUGGUAAGUGUGAAGAGAAGCAGAAGACUCAUGGCCAUUUAGGUGUAAUUGAAGUCAAAUGCAAUCCAACAACAAAUAAACCAGAAACAAAAAAAUUGAACCUAACUGACACGGUGACAAAUCAUGUGCCACCAAGGAAUGCAUGGGUUCAAUGUGACGAUUGUUACAAGUGGAGACGGAUAUCAGCAUCCCUUGCUGAUAAAAUUGAAGAAACAAACUGCAGAUGGGUUUGCAAGGAUAAUUUGGACGAGCGUUUUGCUGAUUGCUCAACCCCUCAAGAGAAAUCAAAUUCAGAGAUCAAUUUAGAACUAGAAAUAUCCGAUAUGUCUGGGGAGGAUGAUGUCUUUGAUGCACGCCUCAAUUGUGAUCCCCCGGGAAAGAAGUUCACUGUCUGUCAGAGAUCAACUUGGACACUGAUAAAGUCAAACUUAUUUUUGAACCGCAGACGCAAGUCUCAAACCAUUGACGAGAUCAUGAUUUGCCAUUGUAAGACACCUUCAAGUGGUAGAAUAGGUUGUGGAAAUGGAUGCUUGAAUCGGAUGCUUAAUAUUGAAUGUAUUCCGGGGUCCUGCCCAUGCGGCGAGCAAUGUUCGAACCAACAGUUUCAGAGACGGAGUUAUGCUAAUUUGAAAUGGUAUAAAUGUGGCAGAAAGGGUUAUGGCUUGCAAUUGCUUGAAGAUGUGCGUGAAGGGUCCUUUAUCAUUGAAUAUGUUGGAGAGGUGCUUGAUAUGCAUGCUUAUGAGGCACGGCAAAAGGAGUAUGCACUGAAGGGUCACAAACAUUUUUACUUUAUGGCACUCAGUAGUUGUGAGGUUAUUGAUGCAUGUGGCAAAGGGAAUUUGGGGCGCUUUAUAAACCACAGCUGUGAUCCUAACUGCCGUACAGAAAAGUGGAUAGUGAACGGAGAAGUUUGCAUUGGGCUUUUUGCGGUGAGGGACAUCAAAAAGGGUGAAGAGUUAACUUUUGAUUACAAUUACGUACGUGUUGUUGGUGCUGCUGCAAAAAAAUGUGUAUGUGGUACACCUCAGUGUCGGGGUUAUAUAGGUGGGGAUCCCCAAAAUGCUGAGGUAAUCAUCCAGGAUGAUUCAGAUGAUGAGUUUCCCGAGCCUGAUGUAAUAUGUGAAGAGGAUGACAUGCAUGAUGAGUGGGAAAACAUCAAAUCUGCUUCAAGUUUACUUAAUGGCUCAGAAGAGAGAACUGAUAAGGAGCCUCAGGAAAAGAAAGAAGCAUUUGUUGCUGUUGAGUGUUUGAAGGCUACUGAAGAGAAUGAUGCUUUGUUAAAUUUAUCUGCCUCUUCUGCUGCAGAAAAAUCUGUGGUUUUAAGGGGCUCUGGUGCACCAUCAUGCUCUUCUAUGAAACCUCCGGAAACCUCCUUACCAUCAGAGAAUAUAACUAGUGAAACCAUUUUUGAAGCUAAACAAAAGUGUUCUGCGGAUGAAAAAGAUCUAAAGUCCCUUUGCUCUCCAGAGGAGUUGGAGAUGGCAUCUCCUUCUGGAACACUUACCAAUAAAAAUAAAUCGAGUAAGUCAAAAUCUGCAACAGUAAGGCGCAAGGUUCCUCCAGAAAAACGUUCUCGUUCUCCACCCUGUGUGAUGAAGUCCACAAGCAAUGUUGUGAAUACCAAAACAACCGCAGAGAUAGACAUCUCAAGCAUGAUGCAAGAUAAAUCCAAAAAAUUAGUAGAAGGCUCCUCAAAUGGCCGAUUUGAAGCUGUGGAAGCAAAACUUAAUGAGUUGCUAGACCUGAAUGGUGGCAUAAGCAAGAGCAAUGAUGCACCGAAGUACUACUUAAAGCUCCUACUUUUGACUGCGGCUUCAGGGGAUAGUGGCAACGGGGAAGCAAUUCAGAGCAACCGAGAGCUCUCUAUGAUCCUUGGUGCACUCUUGAAGACAAAGUCAAGGACAGUUUUGGCUGAUAUUAUCAACAAGAACGGUUUGCAGAUGUUACACAACAUUAUAAAGCGGUUUAGAAGGGAGUUCAAUAAGACACCUAUUCUUCGAAAGCUGCUCAAGGUACUGGAAUAUCUUGCAUUGCGAGAGAUCCUUACCAUUGACCACAUUAAUUGGGUCCCCUCUCGGCCUGGAGUAGAGAGCUUUAGAGAAUCGAUCUUAGCAUUGACAGAUCACAUAGACAAACAGGUUCAUAAAAUUGCAAGAAACUUUAGAGAUAGGUGGAUACCCAAGCCACUACACAGAAAAAACAGCCGCAUGGAUAAUAGUAGGCUUGAAUCCACUACUAGAGAAUCUUCAGAAGCAGCAGCAGCUUGUAGUACCCCUCAUUUAGUGCCUAUUGGGGCAAAGACCCGUAAACGUAAAAGCCGUUGGGAUGAAGGACCAGUUAGGGGGGAAAAUGGGCAUGACCCCCUACCGGAGACUGAAUUUCCUCCUGGAUUUUCACCCGCUGUUGAACACUGCACUCCAAAGCAACCGGUUAUGGGACACUGUCAACAACGGUUUGUUUCGCGCAUCGUGGUCUCAUAUGGGAUUCCAUUCAACUUGGUACAGAAGAUUGGGGUACCUGUAAAUGAGAGCUUUGGGAGUUGGGUGGUCGCUCCAGCUGUGCCCUUCCACCCUUUCCCCCCAUUGCCUACAUAUGCCCGCGGGAGCUCCUGAUUGUCAAAGAUUGUUCGGUUCUCCUAUGACUCGGGGUGGCAGCAAAAGGGGAAAACAUUCAAAAAAAAUAAAAUAAAGAGUGGGAUGUACAAAGUGUUACCAUGGUUAGCCAUUCCCCGACUUGAAGGUUCACAUGUUCAAUAGGAAUCCAAUCAUUGAUUGGUAAAGGAAAUGUUUGGUGCAUCCAAUUAAAUCAAAAAGUCAGCAGCUUCAUUGCUCUACAGAAAGCUUUUUGGGGCCUUUGAUUUUUAUGAGGGGCUUUGUACUAGGUAAUUUUUUCUUCGAAAAAAAAAGAGAGAGAAGAUAAGUGCAUUUGUUAUUCGUUUUUAUAUAUUCCAUUCAUUUGGUACGCACAAGGCGCCAAUGUACACUUACAACAAUGUUAGUGUUGAUUUUGACAGUGAUACCGGUAGUGAUUAUUGUUUAUUA